UCGAGAGCAAAUCGACGCCGUUAGCAAGCAGAAGAACGAGUUGGAGUCGAGUUUGAAGAGUCGUGAAGUGGAGCUGCACGCACUCGGCGUCAGGGUGGAGGAGGAGCAGAGUCUCGUGGCCAGAACACAACGUCAGCUCAAAGAGAAUUCAGGCAAGGUGCAAGAGCUGGAAGAUGAGCUGGAACACGAACGUCAGUUGCGACAAAAGGCGGAUCGAGCGCGCGCCGAGCUGCAACGUGAGUUGGACGAGGCCAGUGAACGACUGGACGAACAGGCCGGUGCCACCACCGCCCAGGUGGAGCUGAACAAGAAACGUGAAAUGGAGCUGGCCAAGCUCAGACGUCAAGUCGAGGAGGCGAAUCAAGCCCAGGAGACCGCGGUGGCCUCAUUGCGUAAGAAGAAUGCUGAAGCGGUGGCCGAGUUGAGUGGCCAAUUGGACGAACUGCAA
Messenger RNA from Anisakis simplex (herring worm), 448 nucleotides. The record is from the annotation of a GenBank genome assembly. NCBI's taxonomy places the organism in Eukaryota, Metazoa, Nematoda, Chromadorea, Rhabditida, Anisakidae.